GAUCACGUGGACCAGGCAGUGAAUUACAUAAAGCAUAUGCAAAAGAAAAUUGAUGAAAUGAAAAUGAGGAGAGACAAGUUGAAGAGGUUGUCUAAUUCAUUAGGCCCUAGUUCUGAUGCUGAUCAGGAACGAAACUCGGAUACCAGUGGUUCGUCCAAUUGCGUGAGUGUGAAUGUGGAUGUUUGCCAGGGCGGAGUGGAGAUCUUAAUCAGCAGUAGCCUCAAUGAGGGAAAUUUCCCACUUUCAAAAGUUCUUGAAGAUUUGCUCAGGAGAGAGCUCAAUGUACUUAGCUGUGUUUCUACCAGAGCCGAUGGACAGUCCGUCCACAAAAUUCAGAUUGAGGUCAAUGAUCUCAGAAGCAUUGAUCUAGCUGAGCUUCGAGACAGACUGGCUAAUGUAAUUAAGCUUGCUUAAUUACGAUCGGAAGCUGGAGUAUGUAUAUCAAUCGGCAGGAGAAAAAUCCAGACACAGCUUCUAACUCAUGAUCUUGAAUUUGUAAAUAUGAAAGUUGUUGGUUUUAGUUUCAUGAUGGUAGCGUCCAUCUCCUGGAUUUUAACAUUUCAUUGUUUUCUUUCAUUUAAUUAUUUUUUUCUUUUCAGAUCUCUCUCUUGUCUGUGUCCAAAAGGUUUAAACAUUUUCUUUUGCUGGUAUUGUGAGGGUGUUGGAUUUUUCUGUUCAAAUUCUUGUUAAUUUGCAUAAAAUUGAUGUCCACUCGGAGUUCAUUUGGGGCAUCUUGAUGAUCAUCAUCAUGUGAAAUUGGUCCGAAUUCUUCAAUCACAUUGCCAUUU
Sesamum indicum (sesame) is the source of this 788-nucleotide messenger RNA. Its product is annotated as transcription factor bHLH36-like. The record is from RefSeq and is a predicted model, not a curated record. Gene Ontology annotation, molecular function: protein dimerization activity; RNA polymerase II transcription regulatory region sequence-specific DNA binding; DNA-binding transcription factor activity, RNA polymerase II-specific. Gene Ontology annotation, biological process: regulation of transcription by RNA polymerase II. Gene Ontology annotation, cellular component: RNA polymerase II transcription regulator complex. NCBI's taxonomy places the organism in Eukaryota, Viridiplantae, Streptophyta, Magnoliopsida, Lamiales, Pedaliaceae.